AGAAUACACUUCCCAUACGGCAUUGCAAUGAAAACAGGAAGAAAGACAGCAGGAGGAAAUAUUUGCCCAAAAUGAAUCAGAGCGCGAUGGAGGGAUAUUGUGCGGUGGAAUGAGUCGUGAACACAGCGCAUUAGCCAACAGCAGAUGGAAGAGAAUGAUGAUUUGGCUUUUCAGAGAGAGAGAAAGAGUGUGUACGUGUUUUCAAUGAGCUGAAUCCCAUACGAUGGAACGGGCGAUGGAGCAAUUAAACGUACAGCUGAGUCGACUGACGCGGUCCUUGCGCCGCGCGAGGACUGUGGAACUCCCCGAGGACAGUGAAACAGCCGUGUACACCCUCAUGCCCAUGGUCAUGGCCGACCAGCACAGAUCAGUUUCUGAAUUGCUUUUAAACUCGAAGUUUGAUGUCAACUACGCAUUUGGACGUGUUAAAAGAAGCCUUCUACAUAUCGCUGCCAACUGUGGAUCAAUAGAGUGUCUCGUCCUGCUGUUGAGGCGUGGAGCGAAUCCAAACUAUCAGGAUAUCUCCGGCUGCACACCUCUGCAUCUGGCUGCAAGAAACGGACAGAAGAAGUGUAUGGGCAGACUGUUAGAGUACAAUGCUGAUGUUAAUAUUUGUAAUAAUGAAGGUCUCACUGCUAUUCAUUGGCUGGCAGUGAAUGGAAGGACAGAGCUACUUCAUGACCUGGUGCAGCAUGUGUCUAAUGUGGACGUGGAGGACGCCAUGGGCCAGACAGCCUUACAUGUGGCCUGCCAGAACGGACACAAGACUACAGUGCAGUGUCUCCUGGACAGUGGAGCGGACAUCAACAGACCCAAUGUCUCUGGAGCGACUCCACUCUAUUUCGCCUGCAGUCAUGGUCAGAGGGACACCGCACAGAUACUGCUCCUCAGGGGAGCCAAAUAUUUGCCAGACAAGAAUGGAGUUACACCACUUGACCUGUGUGUGCAGGGUGGUUAUGGUGAAACAUGUGAAAUUCUCAUCCAGCACCAUAGCAGACUAUUUCAGACACUGAUACAGAUGACCCAGAAUGAUGACUUUAAAGAGAACAUGUUAAGGCAGGUUCUAGAACAUGUUUCACAGCAGAGUGACUCCAGCUAUCAAAUGAUGUUGACCAGCUUGGCUGAGGUGGCCACCACUAAUGGACAUAAACUUCUGAGUUUGUCCAGUAACUUUGAGGUCCAAACUAAGAGUUUGCUCCGAAUAAUCCGGAUCUUCUGUCAUGUGUUCUGUCUUGGGCCGUCCUCCCCAAACAACGGGAAAGACAUGGGUUACAACGGAAACAAGACACCACGUAACCAGGUGUUUAAGCCUCUGGAGCUGCUGUGGCACUCUCUUGAAGAAUGGCUGGUCCUCAUCUCCACUGAGAUGGAUAAGGAGAGCACAGACGCAACAACCUCAUCCUCAGGAAAUGACAUUGCGUCACUUUUCCUGAAAAACCAGGAGGUCGAUCCCUCCGUUGCCAGCGAAAAUCCCCCACUGUUGCUGGACGCCAAGUCGAUGAUGAAGACUCCGGAGGGUUAUGCUGAUGGUCAGGAUGUCAUCUCUAUGAUAGCCAAUCGCCUGAGCGCUGUGAUCCAGGCCUUCUACAUGUGCUGUUCCUGUCAGAUGCCACAUGGCAUGACCUCCCCUCGAUUCAUCGAGUUUGUCUGUAAACAUGACGAAGUGCUCAAGUGUUUUGUGACGAGGAAUCCCACAAUCAUCUUUAACCAUUUCCACUUCCUGCUGGAAUGCCCUGAGAUCAUGUCCCGUUUCAUGCAUAUUAUUAAAGGACAGCCAUUUAAAGACAGGUGUGAGUGGUUUUAUGAACAUCUUCUGGCUGGACAGCCAGACUCCGAUAUGGUGCACCGGCCAGUGAAUGAAAAUGAUAUUCUUCUUGUUCACAGAGACUCAUUAUUCCGAAGCAGCUGUGAUGUUGUAUCCAAGUCCUCCAAUAAGAAACUCAAACAAGGCAUUGCGGUGCGGUUCCAUGGUGAAGAGGGAAUGGGUCAGGGGGUGGUCAGAGAGUGGUUUGACAUUCUGUCCAAUGAGAUCAUCAACCCGGACUAUGCACUGUUUACACAAUCAGCUGAUGGUACCACGUUUCAACCCAACAGCAAUUCUUCUGUAAACCCAGAUCAUCUGAACUACUUUGGAUUUGCUGGUCAAAUCCUGGGUCUGGCUCUCUAUCACCGACAGCUGGUGAACAUCUACUUCACACGCUCCUUUUACAAGCACAUACUGGGCAUCCCAGUGAGCUAUCAGGAUGUGUCAUCCAUUGACCCCGAGUAUGCAAAAAAUCUGCAGUGGAUUCUGGACAAUGACAUCAGUGACCUUGGCCUUGAGCUCACGUUUUCUGUAGAAACAGAUGUGUUUGGAACCAUGGAAGAGGUUCCUCUCAAACCAGGAGGAACUGCCAUUCAGGUCACCCAAGACAACAAGGCAGAGUACGUGCAGCUGGUGACGGAGCUCAGGAUGACCCGAGCGAUUCAGCCACAGAUCAAUGCCUUCCUGCAGGGCUUUCACACUUUCAUCCUCCCCUCGCUCAUCCAGCUCUUUGAUGAAUAUGAGCUGGAACUGCUGUUGUCAGGUAUGCCUGAAAUUGAUGUGAUGGACUGGAAGAAGAACACAGAGUACACUAGUGGCUACGACCUGCAGGAGCCUGUUAUACAGUGGUUUUGGGAAGUGGUUGAAAAUCUCACUCAAGAAGAAAGAGUCCUUCUUUUACAGUUUGUUACAGGAAGUUCAAGAGUUCCUCAUGGAGGAUUUGCUUUUCUGAUGGGCGGCAGUGGUCUGCAAAAGUUCACUAUUGCUGCUGUGCCCUACACAUCAAACCUACUGCCUACCUCUAGCACAUGUAUCAACAUGCUGAAACUCCCAGAAUAUCCCAGCAAGGACGUCCUGCGUGAUCGUUUGCUGGUUGCACUGCAUUGUGGGAGUUACGGAUACACCAUGGCAUGACACUGGCUUUUGCGUUUGCUGAGAAUUCUGCUCUGUGGACAGAACGCACACAUGGCUCAGUUCAGGGAUUCUUCAACACUUAAAUUCAAAAGCCUUUAUUUUUUAGUUUUUUUUUUUUUGCACAUGAAAUCUAUGACAAGGACAUCCGUUAAUAAUGUAAUGAAUUAAAGAUACUUCAGGCACUGAAGUGGUUCUGCAUAUGUGAAAAUGAUGUCCAGGUCACAUUACACAAUAAAGUCAAAAUAAGAAUGAA
Molecule: messenger RNA, 3191 nt
Organism: Carassius carassius (crucian carp)
Lineage: Eukaryota; Metazoa; Chordata; Actinopteri; Cypriniformes; Cyprinidae
Product: E3 ubiquitin-protein ligase HACE1-like
Exons: 24
Coding region: 224-2938 (904 amino acids)
Biological process (GO): protein polyubiquitination; proteasome-mediated ubiquitin-dependent protein catabolic process; positive regulation of protein catabolic process
Cellular component (GO): nucleus
Molecular function (GO): protein binding; ubiquitin-protein transferase activity
Source: RefSeq, a predicted model, not a curated record